Patella vulgata (common limpet) is the source of this 1978-nucleotide messenger RNA. Its product is annotated as serine/threonine-protein phosphatase 2A catalytic subunit beta isoform. Gene Ontology annotation, cellular component: cytosol. The transcript has 8 exons. The record is from RefSeq and is a predicted model, not a curated record. The coding region runs from base 117 to 1052 and encodes 311 amino acids. Gene Ontology annotation, molecular function: protein serine/threonine phosphatase activity. Lineage: Eukaryota; Metazoa; Mollusca; Gastropoda; Patellidae. Gene Ontology annotation, biological process: mitotic cell cycle; peptidyl-serine dephosphorylation.
AAACCGGAAAAGGCCGAUCAUGACCCGGAAGCUGAAUAUCUGGGUCAUCGAUAGAGGGCGCAACUGUUUGUAUAGUUUUGCCGGUAAGGAAUAAGCAAUAGAAAAUAGUCGUCCUGAUGAUGGUGGAAGAUCGAACAGCUGCUAAGGAGCUGGAUCAAUGGAUCGAACAAUUGAACGAAUGCAAGCAACUAUCAGAAAAUCAAGUAAAAAUCCUCUGCGAAAAGGCAAAGGACAUCUUAUCUAAAGAGUCCAAUGUUCAAGAAGUAAAAUGUCCUGUUACAGUAUGUGGAGAUGUUCAUGGACAGUUCCAUGAUUUGAUGGAAUUGUUUAGAAUUGGUGGCAAAUCUCCAGAUACCAAUUAUUUAUUUAUGGGUGAUUAUGUAGAUAGAGGUUAUUAUUCAGUAGAAACAGUGUCACUUCUAGUCGCUCUAAAGGUUAGGUAUAAGGAUAGAAUAACAAUACUUAGAGGAAAUCAUGAAAGCAGACAAAUUACACAAGUUUACGGCUUCUAUGAUGAAUGUUUACGGAAAUAUGGCAAUGCUAAUGUAUGGAAAUAUUUUACAGAUUUGUUUGAUUAUCUUCCUUUAACUGCUCUUGUAGAUCAACAGAUAUUUUGUUUACAUGGUGGGUUAUCACCAUCAAUAGACACACUAGAUCAUAUACGAGCCUUAGAUAGACUUCAAGAGGUUCCACACGAGGGUCCAAUGUGUGACUUAUUGUGGUCUGAUCCAGAUGAUCGUGGAGGCUGGGGUAUUUCUCCUCGAGGUGCUGGCUACACCUUUGGUCAAGAUAUAUCAGAGACAUUUAAUCACAGUAAUGGGUUAACUUUAGUUUCUAGGGCACAUCAGCUUGUUAUGGAGGGUUACAAUUGGUGUCAUGAUAGAAAUGUGGUAACUAUAUUUAGUGCUCCUAAUUAUUGCUAUAGAUGUGGCAAUCAAGCUGCUAUAAUGGAAUUGGAUGAUGCUCUUAAAUAUUCUUUCUUACAAUUUGAUCCUGCUCCUCGUCGUGGUGAACCACACGUAACACGCAGAACACCAGAUUAUUUCUUGUGAGGUGUUAUAGUAUCAUAGAAAUAUAUAUGUUCAUUCAGUGACUGACAUAAUGUUGUAGUCGCUGAGUAAAGACGGUGAUUAGAGACAGUUUUGUUUCGUUUUCCCUACUAACAGAGAACAGUUUGGAGAAAUUUUUAAUAUACAUACAUGUACGUAGCCAUUGUAUAAAGACACUUGAAUGUGCUUGUGUACAGUUCACCAUUUACUUAGAUUUAAAGAGGAUUUUCGUGAUAGGAAGAUUGUUGAAUACUUUUUAUGACAGAUAAUUUACUGUAAAUAAUGAUACAGUGCCAAGUAUUAAAAGUAUAUAAUAAAAAAAAUUAUAUCGAUAUAAUUUUAUUUUCAUUUCUAAAACACAAAAACAAAAUAAAUUAAUCUUUACCAUUGUUUUCUAAUUGAUCUGUUAAUUAAAUAUUGAAAUGUUUGGACUUAUUAAUCAAAUAUCUUUCUAUGUUUAUAAUGUAUGAUAUUAAUAUUUCAUGUAAAUUGUAAUAGUAAAAAGCGGUAGGCGUGUUACACACAUGAAUACCACGAUUGCUACAAAAGUUUUAUGAUCAAAAUGACGCAAACACACAUUUUUUCUUUUAAAUAGAUAUGGACAGUUUCUUUGAACAGUAAUAAUUCACAGAAAUUGUCCAUAUUUGAGGUAUUUCAAAAUAGUUAUUCACAUUUUAAGUUAACUAUAAAUUAUUGUAUUAAUUAGACUUACGACAGUAUUGUACAUAUGCAGUGUUUAGAAACUUCAUUUGUUGUAUAUUGUUGUAAUGUUUAAUGUAUUUUCUCUGCUUCAGCAAUGAAUGUCAAUUAGAAAAAUAUAUUGUAACUUCUGUAAAAAAAAAUUUUUCUUUCAUUGUCCCCAUCUUUUACCUAGCCGGAUGUUAUAAACUGGUUAUAAUGUCCACUUGUACAAUAAAUUAUUAAAUGUA